AUGCCUAGGUCAUUUCCCGCAUUUGGUACGAGGCACAAGAAGCAGUCCAAAGUGCCUAUGAUGAAACUACAACCACCUAGGCGCAAACCAAAAAAGAGAUUGAAGACCAUAUUGAAUGAACAUAUGGAUAUCGAACAAUUGAAGGUCCUGGUACACCAAACACUUGAGCCUCGCUGCUGGAGUCACAGGCCCGACCCGUAUCUUCUGAAUCUCCAGCUUCUUCCUGGAUGCACGAGGCUAGAGAAUGAAUGA
Prunus armeniaca (apricot) is the source of this 252-nucleotide messenger RNA. NCBI's taxonomy places the organism in Eukaryota, Viridiplantae, Streptophyta, Magnoliopsida, Rosales, Rosaceae. The record is from the annotation of a GenBank genome assembly.